AGGGGCUAUGCUAUCGCGACUAGUCAUGAGGCAGAUCCUCGCUUCCUCCACUUGGCUAGAACAAUCCUCCUGCGAUCUCGACGAUUUUCUGUUCUGCUUCUUCGUUUGCUCUGCGUCUUGAUUUGCAUCCCCUUCCACUCGCUUGUACCCUCACGGCCGUUUAUUUUGCGGCUGCUUUUACUGUCUACUAGUGUUCUUCCUGGCCCCCUGUCCCCUAGGCUGUCUUGUUUCACUCCUAUCCCUACAUUCGGCAACCGUCGCUUGACGACGUACGACUUUGUAUCACCAAGACCACUUGAGGGACGCUUUGUAUCGACAAUAUUGUGGUUUCAUUUUUACCACCGUCAUUGGAAACUAAAGACCCUUUCAGUGUUGAGAAAAAUCAACUAAAUCUCGAUUACCUACGUCCCCGCCCGGCCAUCCCUAGAAGGGGGUCAUUGGGUGUUGAUAAUCAUCACAACACUCAACCAUCAACAUGCGUCCCAACACAAUAGUGAGCCUACUUUGCAGCUUCGUUUUACUGGCAUCAGUUGCAUGGUCAUGGCCAGACUAUGUCGAAGAUGUGUUUAAACGAGCCGAUUUAUUAAUUCGAGAUGCAUCAUCUACAGACACAACUCAGUCCGCAUCGGCAUCCACGGGUUCGGCACAGUCCACGGGUACCGACUCGGCAACGGUCACUAAUUCUGGUACUGGUACUGGUACUGGCACUGGAACAGGAACAGAAACAGGAACAGGAACUGGAACAGAAACAGGCUCAGCCGCAAAAGAAACUGGCAAGAGUACUGGUACCAAAACCGAUAAAACCGAUACUAGAACUACUGCAACAUCUGUUUCCGUUGAUCCCCGUCUGCCUGCUGGCGGAGCGUCGUUGACGAACCCCGUUUCCACAUCAACCACCUACUACAAAAUUGGGCAAAACGUGACGUUUGGUUGGAACUAUACAUCGUUGGUCAACCAGCCCACCGCCAUUGACGUAAUUGCAUCAUGCAGCUCGAAUAAGGCCACUUACACGCUCGCCAACAACAUGAGUUUCUCAACCAGCUCGGUUGUGUGGGACACCGGCAGCGAUAAUGCCACCGCGACGAGCCCUCUGCUUACCGCAUACUAUACAUUGAUCAUUUAUGAAGCCGGCAAGUCACCCUCUGAUAUUGCUGGGGCAGGAAACCUCGCGGCUGCUACAUAUUCUUUCGGCAUGUACUUGACACAGACGCCAACUCCACUAGGCGAAUACGUCUGCGUGACAUGCAACGCCGCGAUUUCUGAUCUAGAACGUCAAGCGUUAGGUUUCGUGUUCACCAUGGUCACGAUCACCAUCAUCUCAUUCUCCGUUUUUGCCGGUGGAUUCGGUGUAUUCUCAUGAUACGAUUUAAUUUCCGACCCUCCCAUUUCAGCGUUUUUCGGAGAUGCGACUUAAAAACUUUAAUAUUUUGUGGAUUCAACAUAAUCAGUUCUCUCCAAGUGAUGUACAUGCAUAAAAUGCCUGCGGUUUCGAUGUGUUCAGAAGCGUGAUAUAUUUGUUUUAUUACUUUUGUUAAGUCUAUAAAAUCGGCGUGGGGGAUUAUAAGAUAUUACAGGCAUUAGGGCGUUUAUUCUUCGUGAUAUUUUGUUUAUAAAUUCAAUGUGAUGUUAUUACA
Messenger RNA from Talaromyces proteolyticus, 1634 nucleotides. RefSeq lists its product as uncharacterized. The coding region runs from base 476 to 1360 and encodes 294 amino acids. NCBI's taxonomy places the organism in Eukaryota, Fungi, Ascomycota, Eurotiomycetes, Eurotiales, Trichocomaceae. The transcript has 3 exons. The record is from RefSeq and is a predicted model, not a curated record.